Messenger RNA from Betta splendens (Siamese fighting fish), 4153 nucleotides. It is a transcript of the gene b3galt1b, whose product is annotated as UDP-Gal:betaGlcNAc beta 1,3-galactosyltransferase, polypeptide 1b. Gene Ontology annotation, molecular function: N-acetyl-beta-D-glucosaminide beta-(1,3)-galactosyltransferase activity. Lineage: Eukaryota; Metazoa; Chordata; Actinopteri; Anabantiformes; Osphronemidae. The coding region runs from base 998 to 1984 and encodes 328 amino acids. The record is from RefSeq and is a predicted model, not a curated record. Gene Ontology annotation, cellular component: membrane. The transcript is spliced from 2 exons.
AUCCCCUCCAUUCUGUCAGAUUAAUUCCCUUUAGUUGUCCUCACCCUGGGGGGAGACUGUGGAGUUGUAGCUACAGGUGUGGCCACAGCGAACAUGAUAUUCUACACACACUGUAGGGGAAAACUAGAAAAGACUGAAAAACUGGAACACUUACUGUAUAGUGUGACACAGCAACAAAGUGAAUUUUCAGCCAGUCUAAAAUAAGCAUAGGAGCAGUGAUGGUUGCUUGCCUGCUGAGUAUAGUUUACAGGGCACAGUUGCAUUAUGGGUAAAAUGACCGGCUGAAAAUUUAAAAGUUAAUUAAAUUUACUAAAAAUGCUGCACAACAUAACACCUUAGUGCAUAUGACCGUUUAAUAUAUUUACAUAACUAAAAAGUCGUAUCUUUUCUUCAUCACUGUCUGUGUAAUUCACAUAAUACCAGGUACUCGAGACAAUUCACAGUGUAGUGGAGUUGACUGGAAAUUCUCUCACAGCGUCAAUCUACCUUGCUACACACACACACACACACACACACACACACACACACACACACACACACACACACACACACACACUUCGCCUCUUUGAGCGGAUUGGUAAGAAAUCCAUCGCUUUACGCUCUGAUUGGUCAGCUCCGCCUCGUCAGGCCACACGUCAUCCCCGUCGCACUACCAUCAUGUUUCACCCCUCUGGUGGAAUAACAGUGCUGUGGGAUGCUGGUGCGAAGCAGCAGCGUAGCAUCAGGACCACAAGUCUGAGUGGGAUGGAGACCAAGAGUGAGAUAUAAAUGGAGAAGCAGCAGAUUCGCCAGGAGAAGCCGGACGUCCACGUGAAUUCAAAGUGUUUCGCAUUAAAACGCAAACAGCAUCAAUUUCCUCUAAAGUCAUCAUUUACUGACAAUUAAUGUCAAACUGCACACUGGAGCAGCUUAACGCUGCCUCCCUGGGUGAAACGUCGCUAAUGGGAAAACAGCAUAGCAUCAUCAAACUCAUCAAACUACAUCUAAAUGCAGCAUAAUGCCUUCAAAAGUGUCAUGUCUAUACCUGCUGACCGUGGUCUGCUGGGCCAGCGCCCUCUGGUACCUGAGCAUAUCCCGCCCGACGUCCACCUACGUGGGCCACAUGUCCCUGCCCAUACGCAAGACCGCCAAGGCCCACAAGAACAUCACCUUCACCAACAUCCGGACGCGCCCGCUCAACCCGCACGCCUUCGAGUUCGUCAUCAAUGAGCCCAAGAAGUGCGACGGCGUCACGCCCUUCCUGGUCAUCCUCAUCAGCACCACGCACAAGGAGUUCGACGCCCGCCAGGCCAUCCGCGAGACCUGGGGCGACGAGGGCGCCUUCGGCGACGUCCGCAUCCUCACCGUCUUCCUGCUGGGGAGGAACACGGACGCCGUGCUGAACCAGAUGGUGGAGCAGGAGAGCCAGAUCUUCCACGACAUCGUGGUGGAGAACUUCGUGGACUCCUACCACAACCUCACGCUGAAGACCAUGAUGGGCAUGCGCUGGGUGGCCACGUUCUGCCCCAAGGCCCAGUACGUCAUGAAGACGGACAGCGACAUCUUCGUCAACAUGGACAAUCUGAUCUACAAGCUCCUGAAGCCCAGCACCAAGCCGAGGAGGAGGUACUUCACCGGCUACGUGAUCAACGGCGGCCCCAUCAGGGACAUGCGCAGCAAGUGGUACAUGCCCAGGGACCUGUACCCUGACAGCAAGUACCCUCCGUUCUGCUCGGGCACGGGCUACGUGUUCUCGGCAGACGUCGCUGAGCUAAUCUACAAGACCUCGUUGCACACGAGACUGUUGCACCUGGAGGACGUGUACGUGGGACUGUGUCUGCGCAAGCUGGGCAUCCACCCUUAUCAGAACAGUGGCUUCAAUCACUGGAAAAUGGCUUAUAGCCUGUGCAGGUACAGGCGGGUUAUCACCGUGCACCAGAUCUCCCCGGAGGAGAUGCACCGCGUCUGGAACGACAUGUCCAGUAAGAAGCACCUACGAUGCUAAUGGACCUGUGGACGUCCGCCUUCUCUCUCUCUCUCUUUCUAUUUCCACUAGUUCCACUCUAAUUAAUGUUAAAACAUUGAGGGCUGAUGCAAGUCUCUAUGUCAUGACAGCGGCGUUUCAUUAGCAUUCAUCCAAUCUUUAUUUCUGCUGAUUACAUGUGAUGAUUGGUAAUGGAUGCGCAAGGCUUGUAAAGCGCGUAUUCUCAUGCAUAAUUAAAAGGCGCCGUCGUCAUUAAAUGUCGCUUGGUUCGUGCAUUCCAGGCCCAAUUUGAGCAUUAGGUCAACGGGCAUUAAGAAGCGAGAAGCCCCCGGUUCAAGCCGCAACAAGGCCUAGCCUUUUUCACUGCUGAAGUGUCCUUGAGCAAGUGGAGCAACAGUGAAUUUCUGGUUUCUGCACAGAAAUUUCACCUGUAAUGUAUCUUCAGAAAUGAGCAGAAACUGUUAAACUACUUUGUUAAACUCACGCUCAAACUCACUCGAUGCUUUUAUUCUAAAUUUGCCUAAUGCUUUUGUUUACACGCCGUCAUCGUUGUCGGUCUCUUCUCUCUGGAAAAAGUCCUAUUUAUGUUUUGCUCUCUUUAAAGGCAGUUUUUUCUCCUUCACACUUGAGGUAAUCACACGUCUCAGCUCCUCAUUGCUCCAGCUGCUGCCAUUAGUUAUGUAUGCGAUGCAUUAGCAGCCAUUUCAGCUCAUCAACCCCUCGACGCAUCGCUAGAAACACGGCAUCGCGUGUCGCGGGUCUGAGUUCAACUCCAGCCAUUAAAGACUGGAUGUACUGCGUAUCAGUGAUCGCUGACAUGGAAAAGGUGGUUCUCAGAAAACUUGGCAGUUAUGGCCACAAGUUUCUUUCCAGACAGUUUGUAGUAUUAUAAGCUAAUGUGACAUUUACUGUGAAAGCAUCUAUUCCACAAGGGAUUGUUGUUAUCUAUUGUAUGUUUUUUAUAUUAAAAAACAAAUACUUGAAUAAUUAAAGUUAUAUUACUGCUUCUACUCGAUGCCUUUUUGCAGUUCACUCGGUUAUGGAUUUGCUGAUGCUCAGCUUUAUUGUAUAUGUUUGUUUCUUGUUUUUUGCAAUUAAAACUAAGUUUGAAACAACUGAUUCACUCACUGACAGUUACACAGUAACUAUAUCUACACUUUUAAACUAAUUGGGCCACAUUAUAGCAGGGCUGUGCUGACAACUUGCCAAAAUGUUGCCUAAUUAGUCCCUAUUAGCAUUAUAAAAAAGUAUGGAAAUAUUAAACACACAUAUUUAUUAAUAAUAAUAGCAAGUUUUUAUUUGUUGCACCUUGUCAGAAAUGUGACAUCAGCCGAUUACAGAGGGAACAGGGCUACUACUGUAUGUUGAAAUGGUCCACAUACUGUACAUAGAAAACACAAUAAGUUACUUCAUAAAAUAAAGCAUUUAGUAAAAGUUACUUUUUACCACCUCAAUACUUAAAAAUCAUUUGGAGCUACUGGACUUGAUUGGACAAAUAAAUGGCUCAUCGCCGUUUCAACAGAUUUGGUUUCAUCCUGUCGCACAGUACAUUUAGCGCCUAAGACGCUUCCGCUGCUGCCGUUGGCCCAUUAGUCUGGCAUCUUCAAACACUAACCAGCGUGGAUUACAUGAGCACAGGUGCAGUUAUAUUUCACGCGUCUGGUGAUGAAAGCACGUACAGUUAACUUGUCUUCCGGGGCCUGAGCGUCCGUGCGCUCGGCCCAAAAGUGCAUUGCGGCGCGUCUCGUUAGGGUGAACUCGCCGGAGCUGCGUCAUCGCUGGGGGUCGUACAUUUGUGAAAUGGAUAUCAGCGGGUCUCAAACGCUACGUUCUUAGGCACAGAAAAAGAACAAGGCACCUCUAGCAUUUUGAAGCAUUAACACUGUUGAGAGCAGCAAAUUACACACAGUAGCACCCAGGUCUCGUUUUUCUUCUGCACACUCAGUCAAAGAGUUCCCUUCUUGUCAAUGCAAAACAAGGCUUGACUAAGAAAAAAAAUACAUUAUGCUUUUAUACAUUCGCUGUUAUUAUGAAAAUGUGCUUUUCCCCAUAAAUUAACCAAGUCAUACAUUCUGACAAAACCUCAGAUAAACAUCUGAAAUCGGGGGGUUGUCAUGCAGGAGUCAAAACUAAUUUCUUUCCACUGUGUUAAAACAACACAGUGAAAGAAAGAAAAACAAAAAUUAUUUU